AUUGCAGACCUUAGUUGACAUUACAAUAUACAAAGAAAGCGACCUUAUAGGCAAUGGCUUUGGAAAUGUUCGAUAAAGAAACAACCCUUGCAAUGCGGAGAAGACUGAUUGGACAAUCCUGUCGACUUUUCUUCUCGGGUGAUCCAAUUAAGAUAGUGAGAGCUCGAGGACAGUAUCUGUACGACGAGAAUGGGACACGGUACCUUGACUGCAUCAGCAAUGUUCAGCACGUGGGGCACUGUCAUCCUGCCAUUACCAAGGCUGCCACAGCUCAAAUGGAACUCCUGAAUGCCAACAUGCGCUUUCUGCAUGACAACAUUGUGCGCUACGCUGACCGUCUCUCCGCCACACUCCCAGACAAGCUCUGUGUCUUCUAUUUUGUCAACUCUGGUUCAGAGGCCAAUGAUCUUGCUCUGCGAUUGGCUCGUCAAUACAGCCAACACGAUGAUGUCAUAGUGCUGGACCAUGCAUACCACGGACACCUGACUUCUCUGAUCGACAUCAGUCCAUACAAGUUCCGGAAGCUGGGAGGGCAGAAAGAGUGGGUUCAUGUGGCACCCCUGCCAGACACUUACAGGGGGCAGUACCGCGAGGAUCAUCCCAACCCAGCGCAAGCCUACGCUGACACUGUGAGGGAUUUGAUAGAGGAGGUCCACAAAAAAGGCCGCAAGAUUUCUGCAUUUUUUGCAGAGUCCUUGCCCAGUGUUGGAGGCCAGAUCAUCUUGCCUAGUGGUUACUUCCAGAAGGUAGCGGAGUACGUGCGUGCCGCCGGUGGGGUGUUUGUGGCAGAUGAGGUGCAGGUGGGGUUUGGCCGCAUGGGGAGCCAUUUCUGGGGGUUCCAGCUUCAGGGUGACGACUUCUGCCCCGACAUUGUUACCAUGGGCAAACCCAUGGGCAACGGUCACCCACUGGCAUGCGUGGCCACCACCCAGGAGAUUGCCGGAGCCUUCACGGCCAACGGCGUGGAGUACUUCAACACGUUUGGUGGGAACCCCGUGUCUUGUGCAAUCGGACUGGCGGUGCUGGAUGUGAUGGAGGAGGAGAAGCUACGGGAGCAUGCCACAAGGGUGGGGGGGCACCUCAUGGAACUGCUGGGCCGGCUACAGACCAAACACACCAUCAUUGGAGACGUGCGAGGGGUGGGGCUGUUUGUGGGCAUGGAACUGGUGAGGGACAGACAGGACCGGACCCCCGCCACAGAAGAGGCUGCGCAGCUGGUGUGGAGGUUGAAGAAUGAGAUGAUCUGUGUGAGUACAGACGGGCCAGGGGAGAAUGUUAUCAAGUUUAAACCCCCCAUGUGCUUCAGCACCGAAGAUGCAGAGCUGGUGGCAGAAAAGAUAGACCGCAUUCUCACCGAUAUGGAGAACAUGGACAGACAAAAGACAGAGACAUGAGACACUUCCUUUUCAAGGCAACUUUGAACUUCCCCAAGAGGAAAUCAAAUGAAAUGGACACACGGAAUUCUCAUCAGAUCCAGUUUUGACCACUGUGAUUUUUUUUGAAGGGGGCUCUUGCAAUGGGCUGACAUGAUCAGAUCAAUAGUGGACAUCUACAAGCAAAUAGGUUUAAAAGCAAAGGUUUUGCUUCAGCAACUCUGCACCAGCUGAAGAGGUUGUUUGCAUGCAAUUGCCUUCAUAAACAACUGUCAAAACUUGGUGAAUGGAUUUCUUACCUGGCAGAACCAAGAAAGCCUGCACAAGGAGGUACCCUUGUAAAAUCGAUCGAAUCAUUGUUUGCAAGCUACAGGUGGCCAGUCGCAGCCACACUGCAGCUUCCUACGCUGCACUUUCACCCAAGAUCCUCUACAAGCAAAUUCAGUGCACAAACUUCAUAGCUUCACUAGUUAAUACCUGGGUCUCACGGAUAGUGACUUUGCCCCAUAAACAUUCAAAAUGUGGACAGAGGGGCCAAAGUUUGACUACAGC
Messenger RNA from Megalops cyprinoides (Indo-Pacific tarpon), 1925 nucleotides. It is a transcript of the gene phykpl, whose product is annotated as 5-phosphohydroxy-L-lysine phospho-lyase. The record is from RefSeq and is a predicted model, not a curated record. The transcript has 13 exons. Gene Ontology annotation, molecular function: pyridoxal phosphate binding; transaminase activity. The coding region runs from base 54 to 1394 and encodes 446 amino acids. Lineage: Eukaryota; Metazoa; Chordata; Actinopteri; Elopiformes; Megalopidae. Gene Ontology annotation, cellular component: mitochondrion.